Molecule: messenger RNA, 1503 nt
Organism: Penicillium longicatenatum
Lineage: Eukaryota; Fungi; Ascomycota; Eurotiomycetes; Eurotiales; Aspergillaceae
Exons: 3
Coding region: 1-1503 (500 amino acids)
Biological process (GO): transmembrane transport
Cellular component (GO): membrane
Molecular function (GO): transmembrane transporter activity
Source: RefSeq, a predicted model, not a curated record
AUGAGCACAGAGUCCAACGAACUAAAGCUGUCCAAGCUCCCGUCAAACCAUGACAUGGAGCGGGUGACCACAGACGUUCAGUUUGGAGACUUCAAGCGGCAAGAGUCGCGGGACCUUGACCCAGCCCUGCAAUUUCUGGGCUCGGAGGUGAUCGAAUACACCCCCGCCGAGGCGAAGAAGGUGUUGUCCAAAAUCGAUCGAGUCCUCAUGCCCUUGUUGUGCUGGGUUUAUUUGAUUCAAUUUGCCGACAAGACAUCCUUGAACUACGCCUCACUGAUGGGUAUCCGGGAAGACACUCAUCUGGCGCCGAAUUCUCAGCAAUACAGCUGGGUUUCGAGUAUUUUUUAUGCUGGAUAUAUUUGUUGGGAAUUUCCCACCACAUACCUGCUCCGUCGCCUGCCACUGGGCAAGUACACCUCGGUCAAUAUCCUGCUCUGGGGUAUCGCACUCGCCUGCCACGCAGCCACUCACAAUUAUGCAAGCCUGCUCUGCGUCCGAUUUUUCCUGGGUGCGUUCGAGGCAACAGUCACCCCAGCCUUUGUCUUGUUCACCUCCUGCUGGUACAAACAGGAAGAACAAGCCAAGCGCAUGGGCUUUUGGCUUAGCUGUAACGGCGUUGCCCAGUUACUCAUCGGACCCAUUGCCUUCGGACUGGCAGGUGUACACGGAACGGCCAUUGCAGUCUGGAAGAUCCUCUUCCUGGUCUUUGGCCUUCCAACUGUCAUAACUGGGAUCUUGUAUCUGUGGUACAUGCCAGAUAAUCAAAUUCAGGCGCGGUUCCUGAACCACCGCGAGAAACUUAUCGCUAUUGAUCGUAUCAGAGGCAAUUUUCAAGGCAUCGGCAACCAUACAUGGAAGUGGCCGCAGUUCUUUGAAGCCUUCCGAGAUCCGCGCACCUAUCUCUACGUGCUGUUCUCGCUUUCUUUUGGCUUCUCUGACCGUAUGUCCCUCAUUCUUAACAUGCCAAUGGGACUCGUGGACAUUGUCUGCAAGUUGGGAUUGACAUAUCUCUCUGAUAAAUUCUUCGAUCGCACCCUCUUCGCCACGAUCGCCAUUAUGAUCCCCAUGAUCGGUGGAAUUAUGAUGGUUGUGAUUCCACUUCAUGCUAAAGCCGCCUUGCUGAUUGGCUAUUAUCUCAUUGGUGCCGCGGGGACGGCCUGGUGUCUCGUCAUGGUGAUGAUUUCCAAUAACACCCUCGGGUACACUAAGAAAGCAACUGUGAAUGGUCUCCAAAUCUUGGCCUACGCAGCUGGAAACUGGAUUGGUCCUCAGACCUUCCGCUCGACUCAAGCGCCGGAAUACUUUGAUGGCAAACUGAUGGUUGCUAUCAUGUACGCUCUAGCAGCGGUUACUCUGGUGGUGAUUCGGGUGAUUAAUAUUGUGGAAAAUAGGAGACGGGAUCGUGGGGCAAGUGAUGAUCCUGACGCUGCGCAUUCUACUGGUGGUUCUGAAUUCCUUGACUUGACUGAUUUUGAGCAGCCUGCUUUUCGCUAUGUGCUUUGA